CCUCUGCCAGUUGACAGUUGAAUUGAAUCGGUGAAGCACGAAAUACUGGUGCAUAGUGGAAGAUGCGAUUUUCUCUUAUCCGUUUAACAAUUAUUAUUUUUAUUUUUGUUAUAAUGUCAACAUGUGCAGCAAUAAAUUGUCAACCCUGUAAAAUACAGGAGGCACGAAAAAUACAUGCGGAGGAAAUGCAGAGAAAGGCGAACCAAAAUAGAAAUACUACAGUGGCGGCAUAAAUAGGGAGACACUCCUUUUAUAUCCAUGCUCAAAGGAUACAAAUUUUAAAUACGCUGAAUCAACAGACUUAUUUAAUACAUAAGUACACAAGAAAAACGUUUUUGCGUUGCUCAUUUACUCAUCACCGGCUUUUCUCUUCGCCUCAUUUACUUUCAAUCGCUUUUAGUUGGAUCGCCUGUCAGCGUCACACUCCAGUUUUAAUUCAACUCGCAAGUCGAUCGUUUCGUCGUUUUAGUUUACGCAAAGUUUAAUUAAAACUGCCUGCAUACGAAUCUCAAUCCCGAUUUUACGUACACCAG
Messenger RNA from Rhagoletis pomonella (apple maggot), 533 nucleotides. RefSeq lists its product as uncharacterized. The transcript has 2 exons. The record is from RefSeq and is a predicted model, not a curated record. Bases 63 to 233 code for a protein of 56 amino acids. NCBI's taxonomy places the organism in Eukaryota, Metazoa, Arthropoda, Insecta, Diptera, Tephritidae.